AUGGCAUCCUCUAGAACCAUGUCACGGACAUUGGCCACUCUCACUCGGCCUGUCACGGAGACAUCCUCCCGAGCAGUCCCACGAUGGACUCGCUCAAUGGCCACAGUUCGAUCACAGAUUCCUUCCAUCUCUUCUGGCUUGCGACCACUUGCGCAACGACAGCGCAUCGUCAAGACGGCAACACCGAGUCUCGCUGGUAUCGGUAGCGGCGUCCGAACCAUAUUCAUCCAGACAGAGAAUACCCCGAACCCGGAUGCCCUCAAGUUUCUACCAAACCAUCGAGUUGUGCCCGAGGAAUUUUCUACGCCUUUCAUCGAAUACCUCAACCCUCGAGCAACGAUUUCGCCGCCGCACCCCUCUCCUCUAGCCGCCAAGCUCAUGAACAUUGAUGGAGUCACUUCGGUCUUUUAUGGUGCUGACUUUAUAACCGUCACAAAAGCUGCCGACGCCAACUGGGCGCACAUUCGCCCCGAGAUAUUUGCACUUAUUACCGAAGCUAUCACUGCGGGCGAGCAAAUUGUUACCAUUUCCGAGCGUCGUGAGGGAGAGGCUGGGGCUCCUGUUGAGGAGGACAGUCUUGCCUACAAUGAGAACGACAGUGAAGUUGUUGGCAUGAUCAAGGAACUUCUUGAGACACGGAUUCGGCCAGCCAUCCAAGAGGAUGGUGGAGAUAUUGAUUUCCGCGGUUUUGACGACGAGGGCUACGUGCAUUUGCGUCUGCGAGGCGCUUGCCGUACUUGCGACUCAAGCACAGUUACACUCAAAAAUGGAAUUGAGGGCAUGCUGAUGCAUUAUAUUGAAGAGGUCAAGGGUGUUAAACAAGUGAUGGAUCAAGAGGAGGAAAUUGCCCUGCAGGAAUUCGAAAAGUUUGAGGAAAAGCUCAAGCAACAAAAGGGUCAGGCUGCCUCAGCAUGA
Fusarium pseudograminearum CS3096 is the source of this 915-nucleotide messenger RNA. RefSeq lists its product as uncharacterized. NCBI's taxonomy places the organism in Eukaryota, Fungi, Ascomycota, Sordariomycetes, Hypocreales, Nectriaceae. Gene Ontology annotation, cellular component: mitochondrion. The transcript has 2 exons. Gene Ontology annotation, biological process: iron-sulfur cluster assembly. The record is from RefSeq and is a predicted model, not a curated record. The coding region runs from base 1 to 915 and encodes 304 amino acids. Gene Ontology annotation, molecular function: iron-sulfur cluster binding; iron ion binding.